CUGCAACCAACCGACGUCAACCAUAAAUAGCGAGCUAGCCAGUUGUUGUUUUGGGGGAAUAAGAAAAGAGCUGCAAGCGGAAGAAACACCGGAUUUGGGCUUUUUCCUCUUCGCUCAUUUAGUUUUUUUCAAAUUGUUUUUGUAUACACAACUGAAAUAAUGUCUACGCCCGCAAGGAGACGGCUAAUGAGGGAUUUUAAAAGACUUCAGGAAGACCCUCCCACCGGUGUGAGCGGAGCGCCGUCUGAGAACAACAUCAUGCUGUGGAACGCUGUUAUUUUUGGGCCUGUGGGGACGCCAUUCGAAGAUGGAACAUUUAAGCUGCUGAUAGAGUUUUCAGAGGAGUAUCCCAACAAGCCCCCCACGGUUCGGUUCGUCUCCAAAAUGUUUCAUCCAAAUGUUUAUGCUGACGGCAGUAUAUGUUUAGACAUUCUCCAGAAUCGCUGGAGCCCAACGUACGACGUGUCGUCCAUACUCACGUCCAUCCAGUCGUUGCUUGAUGAGCCGAACCCCAACAGCCCGGCGAACAGCCAGGCGGCGCAGCUCUACCAGGAAAACAAGAGGGAGUACGAGAAGCGGGUAACGGCCAUCGUGGAGCAGAGCUGGGUGGACGGCUGAGCGUCUUCCUCUCCAUACCCGUCGUCUUCAUCACCCUCCUCAUCAUCAUCCCUCUUCUUCAGCCGCACAUCAAGAAACAACAGUAACUAUCAAAACUCAAGUGCCACCCUGAUAAGUAAAAAGGAAAACCAAAUCUGAACAGACAUCAAGUUGCUUACUGAUCGUUGCAGGAAAUCUGGGGUGUUGGGUUUCCAUCUUAAAUUGUUUCUUGUCUUUUUUUAUUGCAUGGUGUGGGAUAAGUUAUUGCUAAGAAAACUUGUAAUAUAUGUUUGGUUGGACUAAAAGCGGUUAAUGGCUGAGUUGUACUUUUUUUUUUUUUCUGCUGAUUUGAGAAGGAAACGCUAACGACCAAAUCGGCACGUUUUUAAAAGCUGUGGAAAAACCCAGGAAAUGCCUUUCAGAGCUCAUAAAUAUCACUGAUCCUUAGUUAAACUAAGUAAAGAACGUCUGCCGCGCCGUUUCUGCUUCGGUUUGGAUUCAGUUAGUUUGAGGCUGCAGCUGCAGCAGGCGAAUCACGACUCCCCGGCUCGGCACGACAAAGGUUUUUUAUGAGAGAGGAAAUAAUGUUUUUACGUUUUAUUU
Molecule: messenger RNA, 1200 nt
Organism: Xiphophorus maculatus (southern platyfish)
Lineage: Eukaryota; Metazoa; Chordata; Actinopteri; Cyprinodontiformes; Poeciliidae
Gene: ube2b
Product: ubiquitin conjugating enzyme E2 B
Exons: 6
Coding region: 160-618 (152 amino acids)
Biological process (GO): protein polyubiquitination; proteasome-mediated ubiquitin-dependent protein catabolic process; DNA repair
Cellular component (GO): HULC complex
Molecular function (GO): ubiquitin conjugating enzyme activity
Source: RefSeq, a predicted model, not a curated record